AUGGGUCGUACAAACCGUUCCCGUAAACGUCGCGAUGAAAUGAAUAAGAUCAAAAAAGCGCGUUACGAAGCAAAGGAACUCAUUCGAUUAAAAAAAACAUUGGGCCUUAUAGACGCUGAAGGAAAUGAAGUUAUGAAAGAUAUGUCAGAUGUAGCCACAGUAAAAACAGGAAAAGAAUUAAAACUAGAGAAAAAAUCUCGUGAAGAACAAGAAUUGGAGCAUGAGAUGGAGGAGCGACGAGAGCCAGGUAAAAACUUUACAGAAGUUAACGAGAAUACUGGAAAAGUCCAUGUUUACAAUAGUAAAACUAUGAAAGAUCAGCACGGUUCAUACCCGCCAUGGUAUAAACCAAAGAAAACAGCUAAACGGAUACGAAAGAAGGCGCACGCGAUGAAAAAACGUUUUAAGCAGACUUGGACAACUGCGAAUGUUCCGUUGUGAAAUAAUUAUUCUUUUCUAGUUCAUAGAGUAUGGUAUAAUAUAUAUAUAUAUGUAUUUUUAAUUUCACAGGAAGUAUGUAUUUAUGGAUAUAUAGAA
Molecule: messenger RNA, 537 nt
Organism: Bactrocera latifrons
Lineage: Eukaryota; Metazoa; Arthropoda; Insecta; Diptera; Tephritidae
Product: protein LLP homolog
Exons: 2
Coding region: 1-441 (146 amino acids)
Biological process (GO): dendrite extension
Cellular component (GO): nucleolus
Molecular function (GO): RNA binding
Source: RefSeq, a predicted model, not a curated record